GAUAGGUUAAUAAGGGAGAAGUGAGUGAAGGUAAACCGGAAAUCGCUGGCAUUGGUUCUGACUUGCAUUGCAUCGCAUCGCAGAGAAACAGAGAGAGAAAAUAAAACCCAAACAACAUCAACCAACAUCAAGAGAGACAGGGACAGAGACAGAAACAAUUUUCUUUCUCUAUUUCUGUUUUCCAUAGCCUAAAACCCUCUCCUUCUUCAUUGAUCUGCAACUCAAUCCAGCUCAGUUUUUCUGGGUGCCUUUUCUUUUUUGAUUUGCUCUCAUGGGUAUCUCUUAGUUUUCUCUCAACAUGGACCACCCUCCUCAUAAUAGGAUUUGGCAAAAGAAAUUGUGCAAAAGAGGUAAGGGACGCCUUUGAUUUCUGCGUUCAAGGCGGGAGAUUGUGGCGGCCCUUCUCGGGCUUUUAAGCAUAUCUAUCUGCCUCGCUAUUAACGUUUGAGAGAUGGCACGGGGGAGGAUAAGGGCGAGGCUCCGUCGGAGCCAGUUUCAUCCAUUUUCGUGUAUGAGACCGAGAACAUCGCAUGACGAAGCUCCAAAUCCGGUUGAAGGUCCUGGAUAUUCGAGAAUAGUUCACUGUAAUCAACCUUGUAUGCACAGGAAAAAGCCCUUGAAAUAUUGCUCAAAUUAUAUAUCCACCACAAAGUACAAUGUCGCUACCUUCCUGCCUAAGGCACUCUUCGAGCAAUUUCGGAGGGUUGCCAAUAUAUACUUUCUUUUGGCUGCUAUUCUUUCGCUUACACCGGUUGCCCCAUUUUCUGCUGUCAGUAUGAUUUUUCCUUUGGCGGUUGUUGUUGGUAUUAGUAUGGUAAAGGAGGCUUUAGAAGAUUGGCGCAGGUUCAAGCAAGAUAGGAAGGUUAAUAGCAGGAAAGCUAGUGUUCAUGGAGGGGAUGGUGUUUUUGUUGAUAAAUCAUGGCAGAAGAUUCAGGUUGGUGAUAUUAUUAAAGUGGAAAAGGAUCAGUUUUUUCCAGCUGAUUUGCUUUUACUCGCCAGUAGUUAUGAAGACGGGAUUUGCUAUGUGGAGACUAUGAAUUUAGACGGUGAGACAAACUUGAAGCCAAAAAGAGCAUUAGAGAUAACCUUGUCUCCUGAGGAUGAUGAGUCUUUUAAGAAUUUUAGAGGAGUUAUAAAAUGUGAAGAUCCAAAUCCCAGUCUUUAUACCUUCAUAGGUAAUCUUGAGUAUGAGCGUCAGGUUUAUCCCCUUGAUCCUAGUCAGAUUCUGCUUAGAGAUUCGAAGCUUAGGAAUACCACUUUUGUUUACGGGGUUGUGAUAUUCACUGGUUUUGAUAGCAAAGUCAUGCAGAAUUCGACGAAGUCCCCUUCAAAAAGAAGUAAAAUAGAAAGAAAAAUGGAUAAAAUUAUUUAUAUCCUUUUCAGCCUUCUUUUAGGUAUCUCAUUAAUGAGCUCAAUUGGUUUUGCUGUGAAGAUAAAGCUUCAAAUGCCAAAUUGGUGGUACAUGCAACCCUUAAAACCUGAAAAUUUGUAUGAUCCUAAUAGUCCUCUGAAGUCGGGUCUAGCCCAUUUGAUCACUGCUCUCAUUCUUUAUGGGUAUUUAAUACCGAUCUCUCUCUAUGUUUCCAUAGAAGUUGUGAAAGUUUGCCAAGCAAGGUUCAUUGAUGAAGACCUGCUUAUGUAUGAUGAAGAAACUGGAAAUCCUGCCCAAGCGCGGACAUCAAACCUAAAUGAGGAGUUGGGCCAGGUGGAUACAAUACUCUCUGAUAAAACUGGAACCUUAACCUGUAAUCAGAUGGACUUUUUAAAGUGUUCCAUUGCCGGCACUUCAUAUGGUGUGCGUUCCAGUGAAGUUGAACUUGCUGCGGCUAAACAAAUGGCAAUGGACAUUGAGGAUCAGGAUGAAGAUGUAUUUAAUAGUUCCAGGCCUAAAACUCGUAUAAGUAAUUCAUGGGAGACUAGCAGCAGAGGAGCUGAAAUUGAGCUGGAGACCGUCAUUACUUCUAAAGACGAAAGGGAUCAGAAACCAGCAAUCAAAGGGUUUAGUUUUGAGGACAGCCGUCUCAUGGGUGGAAAUUGGUUGAAGGAGCCCAAUACAGACGUCAUUUUGUUAUUUUUACGGGUAUUAGCAGUUUGUCAGAGUGCAGUUCCUGAGCGAAAUGAAGAGACUGGCACUUUCACUUAUGAAGCAGAGUCUCCUGAUGAGGGAGCCUUUCUUGUUGCGGCAAGAGAAUUUGGUUUUGAAUUUUGUAGAAGAACACAAUCAAGUGUGUUUAUAAGUGAAAAAUAUGCUCAUCCAGGACAGUCAGUUGAAAGAGAGUUCAAAGUUCUCAAUUUGUUGGAAUUUACUAGCAAAAGGAAGCGAAUGUCUGUGAUUGUCAGGGAUGAGAAUGGACAAAUUCUACUCUUCUGCAAAGGUGCUGACAGCAUCAUUUUUGACCGGCUAGCAAAGAGUGGAAGAAUGUAUGAGGAAAUUACUACUAAGCAUUUGAAUGAAUAUGGAGAAGCUGGGUUGCGCACACUGGCACUUGCUUACAAAAAGGUUGACGAGUCUGAGUAUAACACAUGGAAUAACGAGUUCAUGAAAGCCAAAACGUCUAUAGGUGCUGAUCGAGAAUCAAUGCUUGAGCGAGUAGCAGAUGCAAUGGAAAGGGAAUUGAUUCUUGUUGGUGCUACCGCUGUGGAGGACAAAUUGCAAAAAGGGGUCCCCCAGUGUAUAGAUAAACUUGCACAAGCUGGUCUCAAGCUUUGGAUUUUGACAGGGGAUAAGAUGGAAACCGCAAUUAAUAUAGGGUAUGCAUGCAGUUUACUCCGACAGGGAAUGAAACAAAUUUGUAUUACAGUGACAAAUUCGGAUACAGUAGCCCAAGAUUCGAAACAGACAUUGUUAUUUUUAAUUACCGAACAGGCUAUAAAAGAGAAUACCUUAAAUCAAAUCACCAAUGCCUCUCAAAUGAUUAAGCUAGAAAAGGAUCCUCAUGCUGCAUUUGCAUUAAUUAUUGAUGGAAAAACUCUGACUUACGCUCUGGAAGAUGAUAUGAAGCAUCAGUUCCUGGCAUUAGCAGUUGAUUGUGCAUCUGUCAUAUGCUGUCGUGUCUCUCCCAAGCAGAAGGCACUGGUAACAAGGUUAGUGAAAGAGGGAACCGGAAGAACUACCUUAGCAGUAGGUGAUGGUGCAAAUGACGUUGGAAUGAUUCAAGAAGCUGACAUUGGUGUCGGCAUCAGUGGGGUGGAAGGUAUGCAGGCAGUGAUGGCCAGUGACUUCUCAAUCUCUCAAUUUCGGUUCUUGGAAAGACUUUUGGUUGUGCAUGGACACUGGUGCUACAAGAGAAUCGCUCAGAUGAUUUGUUAUUUCUUCUACAAAAAUAUAGCAUUCGGUCUUACACUUUUCUACUUUGAGGCGUUCACGGCCUUUUCCGGACAGUCAAUUUACGACGACUGGUACAUGUUAUUGUUCAAUGUUGUUCUUACCUCCCUCCCUGUAAUUUCACUUGGAGUUUUCGAGCAAGAUGUUUCUUCUGAGGUCUGCUUGCAGUUCCCAGCACUAUAUCAGCAAGGAACGAAAAAUCUGUUCUUCGACUGGUAUAGGGUAUUAGGAUGGAUGGGCAACGGUCUCUAUUCGUCCAUAGUUAUUUUUUUCCUCAAUCUUAUCAUCCUAUUUGACCAACCGUUCCGCUCUGAUGGUCAAACUGGUGAUAUGGCCAUUGUUGGUACAACUAUGUUCUCUUGCAUAAUCUGUGCUGUCAACUGCCAAAUUGCACUAACAAUGAGCCACUUCACAUGGAUUCAACAUGUUUUCGUCUGGGGCAGUGUUGCAGCUUGGUUCUUGUUUCUAUUACUUUACGGAAUGAUAUCUCCGAUUUAUUCCGGGAACGCUUACCAGAUUUUACUCGAAGCUCUAGGUCCAGCGCCCAUUUAUUGGUGCUCAAUCAUAUUGGUAACAGUUACAUGUAAUUUACCCUACCUGGUUCACAUUUCAUUCCAAAGAUGUAUUCAUCCAAUGGAUCACCAUAUCAUCCAAGAAAUCAAAUACUACAAAAAGGACGUCGAGGAUCAACACAUGUGGCGAAGAGAACGUUCCAAGGCGAGACAAGAAACAAAGAUCGGAUUCUCGGUAAGAGUAGAUGCGAAAAUCAGACAGUUGAAAGGAAGGUUGCAGAAGAAGCAUUCGAGCUUAAUUUCGCAAGCGCAUAGUUAUACGUCUUCUCCGUCAUAGCCUCAUCUAAUUUUUUUGAGUUUUUAUUUUUUCUGUGUGAAAGGUUUGUAGUGUUUUUGGUCGUUUGCAGUUUUUUUUUUUUUUUUUUAACCAUGGCCCCUGUAAUGAUUCAUUUUGCAGUGAUUUUUAGUCUGGUAAAAAUGGGGUUGGUUCAAAGUGUUACACAGAAGCAAGCAUUUGAGUUGUUGUAUGUACACUAGCUAUAACAUUUAACAGCUUGUGAAAAUAGUUUAUAUAUAACAUCUUCAUUCUUCUCUUACAA
Molecule: messenger RNA, 4436 nt
Organism: Mercurialis annua (annual mercury)
Lineage: Eukaryota; Viridiplantae; Streptophyta; Magnoliopsida; Malpighiales; Euphorbiaceae
Product: probable phospholipid-transporting ATPase 4
Exons: 11
Coding region: 452-4174 (1240 amino acids)
Biological process (GO): phospholipid translocation
Cellular component (GO): plasma membrane
Molecular function (GO): ATPase-coupled intramembrane lipid carrier activity; ATP binding; magnesium ion binding
Source: RefSeq, a predicted model, not a curated record